AAGUACUCUAUGGUAGAGCCGGACUUCGUUGCUAAUGGCAGAAGAUUUGUUUACUUCCGGGCUCGAGGCAGCUCGCGGGUCCAUCUACCAGCUCGGCGCCGCCCCCCGCCCCCCUCCUGCCCGUCAUGGGGGAGGCUGAGGAGCAGGUGCCUGAAUCAGGUGCUAUAUUCACCUUUGGAAAAAGCAAAUUUGCAGAAAAUGUGCCUAGUAAAUUUUGGUUUAAAAAUGACAAGCCUUUACACAUAUCAUGUGGAGAUGAACAUACAUCUGUUGUAACAGAAAAUGGUAAACUAUAUAUGUUUGGAAGCAACAACUGGGGGCAACUAGGAUUUGGAACAAAGAAUACUGUCAACAAGCCAACUUGUGUGAAAGUUCUAAAACCUGAAAAAGUGAAACUGGCUGGUUGUGGAAGAAAUCACACUUUGAUCUACACAGAAAAAGGGAACCUGUAUGCUGCUGGAGGUAACAGUGAAGGACAACUGGGACUAGGAGAUACAGAAGAAAGAAGUACAUUUCAUCUGAUUAGUUAUUUUACCAGUCAGCACAAGAUCAAACAGCUGGCAGCUGGAUCCUACACAUCAGCAGCAUUAACUGAGGAUGGACAACUUUUUAUGUGGGGAGACAACUCUGAAGGCCAAAUAGGCUUGGGUAAUGAAGCUAAUGUAUGUGUUCCUCAUCAAGUGGACGUUGGGAAACCAGUUUUCUGGAUCUCUUGUGGGUAUUACCACUCUGCCUUAAUAACAUGUGAUGGAGAACUUUAUACUUUUGGGGAGUCUGAAAAUGGGAAACUAGGUUUGUCACUUGAACAGCUGAAAAACAAUAAAAUCCCACAGCUUGUUUCUGGAAUUUCAAGUAGAGUUAAUAAGGUUGUCUGUGGAGGAGGACAUACAGUAGCACUUGCAGGGGGAGAGGUCUAUACCUUUGGCCUAGGCCAAUAUGGGCAACUUGGACUUGGCACAUUUAUCUUUGAAACUUCUGAACCAAAGAUGGUGGAUCAUCUGGGAAAGCAUAAGAUCUAUAACAUUGCAAGUGGGGAAAAUCAUACAGCUUUAAUAACAGAGAACGGUCUUAUGUAUACAUUUGGAGAUGGUCGGCAUGGCAAAUUAGGACUUGGGGAAGAAAAUUACACUAAUCAAUUUGUACCUACAUUAUGUUCCAAUUUUUUGAGGUUUACUGUACAAUUGGUUGCUUGUGGUGGCUGUCAUAUGCUGGUUUUUGCCACCCCAAGGUCUAAAAAAUCAAACAUCAUUCAUGUGCUAGAAGAAAAUGAACACAACUUACCUGCUAAAACCUCUGAAAUGGGUGGAGAUGCAGAUCAGCAUACAUUUUCAGCACGUUUGCGACGGAGGGAGAAGGAAAAAUCACCAGAACAAUUUAGUCGAUUGGUGCGAACACUUCCUCCUUUGGGGAAAAGUUCCCUAAAGCUUGCAUCAAGGGUCAUCAGCAGUACUAUUCCUCUUGGUGGAGCAACCUAUCCUGAUAGAAAUAAAGAAUCUGAAUCCAUUUUGGACCGUGAAACAGGAGGUAAGAAAGAGGAGAACAGUGAUACAGAGGACAGCUCAAGUGAGAAUGGUUCAGAUGAAAAUGAGGGAAGAACCCUUGGUGAUACUACAGAUGUCUUAAAUAUGACCCAUGUGAUGAGACUAAAUCCCAAUGACCAAUCGGUAGAAUUAGCACCAGUUCAAAAACAAAAGAAGAAAAUUAAAAAUGUGAAACUGAACAUUGAUGGUAAGGGUGGGUUGAAAGAGUCUGAUCAUAUCCAGUUUCAGGAGGGCAAAGCAUCUUCUCACUUGGAGUCUUUGGCUUCUGAAUGUUUUGAAAAGGAUGUCUCUACCAAAAAAAGUUGCUAUGAUGCUUUUGUGCAGAAAAUUAAGGCUCGUAAAAAGUAUUCAAAAAAUAAAUCUGAACAACUUUCUGUUACUGAAUUGAAAUUUGACACUCAACAAACUGUAAAAGAAGAAUUUAAAGUGACAAAAAAGAAAAAUAUUGAUAAAAUAAAUUCUGGACCAACUCAGCAUGUAGUGUUAUUUAGCCAUGCUAGUAAUGAUCAGCUGGAAAAACGAUAUGAAGAUUAUCAGAAAAAUAAAAUAGAAGCUAAACCUGAUCAAUAUAUGCAAGGUAAAAACAACAGUGAAAAACAAAAACAGUAUAAUCACAAAGAAAGAAUUACAGAACAAACGGUAAGAAAGCCAUCUUCUUCAAGUCAGGAAACUAUGAAUAAGUCAGCAACGUAUGUUUUCAAGAUAAACCAAUUUAAUUCUGAAAACAUGACAACUAGAGAAACAAAUGGAGAAGGCAGAAACAAUAAAUGGAAAAGGAAUCAAGUUGAUUAUAAAGAAAAGAGAAAUUUAAAUGUUAACAAUAUGCAAAAUGAAAAACAAAAUAUGGGUGAUACAUCAGAGAAAGAUACCCAGGAACAAGAAGAGAAUCCAGAAAACGAGCAAGACAAUGAAGAAUAUGAAAUAAGUGUGGAAGAGGCUGAAGGGGGCAAUGGAACACAAGAAAAAGAAAGUGACAGUGAGGAAAAAUCUGAAGAACAGGAAGUUGAAAAUGAAGCUAGUAAAGGCAAAGUGGAUUCCAUGAUAGGCACCAACAACGAUGAAGAAGAAAGUGAAAAUGAUGAAUUACAACCUGAAACAGAAAAUGAGCGUAAUCUGGAGGAAGAAGAAGAGAACUUUCAGAUAAGAAGCAAGAAAGAUGACAUGGAUAAUAAACUGCAAGAGAUAGAGGGAAGAGAUGUAUAUGAGCCUGAAGAGGGGGAAAAAACUAAAAUCAUGGGGAAAAGGAAAAUUAACAUAAAACUGAAAGAAAAGGAAUAUGAGAAGAAUGACCAGAUGAAGAAUAAAAUGAAAAAAAUUGGGAAGGAAAAAGAUGAUGAAGAAAUGGGAGAUGGAAGAGGAAACAGAAAAGAGGGAGAGGAAGAAGAGGAAGAAGAGGAAGAGGAAGAGGAAGAAAACGAGGAAGAAAAUUAUGAAGAAUGUGAAGAUGGUGAGGAAAGUGGCGAUGCUAUGGUGAUAGAGGAGGAGGAGGGCACAGAGGAAGAGGAACUUGAAGAACAGGAUCAGGAAGAGACUGAAAGAGAGGAGGAAGGACAAGAGGAGCAAGAGGGAGAAAUUGAAACAGAAGUCGAAGAAGAAAGUGUGGGAGAUGAAGAGGAGGAAGAAGAUGAGGUAGAGGGAGACAGUGAAGAAGAAGAGAUAGAAGAUGAGCCAGAAUUUGAUGAAGGGGAAGAAGAACAAAGUGAGAGGGAGGAGGAGGAGCAGGAGGAGGAGCAGGAGGACAAAAUAGUUGAGCAUGAAGAGGAAGAAAAAGGCGAAAGCUCCAAAGAUCAAAAACAUAAAGAAAAUAACAAAAGGAGAAAGCAAAAUACAAACAACAAAAUAAAAAACUUUAAGCAAAAAGUAACAUUGAAACGAGCAGUGAAUGGAUUGCGACAUACACAAGAGUUUUGGAACAAUGUUUUACCGCAUUAUUUGACACUAAAGUAACCCUGAAGAUUAGAAAUAAUUUUUAUAUGAAGAUCUUUUUCAGGAAGCUAUGGUAUAAUGCCUAUACAGGUAGUCCCCAGGUUAAGAACAAGUUCCAUUCCCAAGAUCUGUCCUUAAGUUGAAUUUGUAUGUAAGCCGGAACAGUAUUAUUGUAUAAGACUGUAUAAGUAGUAUUGCGUAAUGAAUUUGAACCAUUGUAUAAAAAACUUGAUUUUUGCUACAAUAGGCUCCAUUCUUAAUUAUGGAUCGUCGUUAACCUGGGGCGUUCUUAAUCUGGGGACUACCUGUGUAUAAUACCUGCAUGAAUGUAUAUGUGUGUGUCUCUG
Candoia aspera is the source of this 3814-nucleotide messenger RNA. RefSeq names its product retinitis pigmentosa GTPase regulator (gene RPGR). Lineage: Eukaryota; Metazoa; Chordata; Lepidosauria; Squamata; Candoiidae. The record is from RefSeq and is a predicted model, not a curated record. The transcript is spliced from 14 exons. Bases 126 to 3488 code for a protein of 1120 amino acids.